Molecule: messenger RNA, 1099 nt
Organism: Exophiala viscosa
Lineage: Eukaryota; Fungi; Ascomycota; Eurotiomycetes; Chaetothyriales; Herpotrichiellaceae
Product: isopenicillin-N N-acyltransferase
Exons: 4
Coding region: 62-1099 (345 amino acids)
Source: RefSeq, a predicted model, not a curated record
ACGCAUUCGCAACGAGGCUUGAGAGUACUGAGCUGGAAGAUCAUCUCAUUAAAUCAACGUGAUGCUUGAGAUCAAUUGUGCUGGAACGCCGUAUGAGGUCGGAUUUGAACAUGGAACGAAUGCUGCCUCACAGAUCCACAGCACGAUUCAUUUUUAUACAGAUCUCUUUCACAAGAAAUGCAAUCUGAGCUGGGAAGAGGCGUGCAAAAAGGCACAAGAAUAUGCCCCUCAUAUUCAUGAACACUAUCCGGCCCUCGAGGCUGAGAUGCGAGCUAUCGCUCAAGGUGCAGGAGUGGCAUACGACAACAUUUUGGCUCUGAAUGUUCGAUCUGAACUCGUGUUCGGGGCCUCAAUGGAUGGCUGCACGAGUAUAUCGUGGAAGACAGAUGACAACUGCUACCUCGGUCAGAAUUGGGACUGGAUGGUCGAGCAAAAGCCGAAUGUUGUACUCCUACAGAUAGAUCAACCAGGCAAGCCUGUUAUUCAAAUGAUGACCGAGGCUGGUAUGAUUGGAAAGAUUGGUCUGAACUCUGCCGGGCUCGGACUCUGUGUGAACGCAAUUCGAUGCGCAGGAAGCGAUGUUAGUAAGACUCCCAUUCAUCUACUGUGGCGGACGGUCCUCGAAUGCACUUCGGUCUCUUCAGCAGUGCAAGCGAUAGAAGCAUACGGAAGUGCCGGUGCCUGCAACAUGUUCAUAGCGGACGGAUCGAAUAACAUCGGGGUUGAGGUGACACACAGAACGACACAAUUCCUCAAGCCUGAUGCGAAGGGCCGGAUAUUCCACAGCAACCAUAUGCUUCAGCAGCAUCCUGGCACAGAUCUUCUCUGGCUUGGAGAUACGAUAGACCGUGUCAAGCGCAUCGAAGAGCUUGCGAAUGAACUUGACGGCGAGGUCACAGUGGAUGCGAUACACAAAAUGCUCUGUGACGAGGACAAUCAUCCAUGCUCGAUCAACCGAGAACAGGUUGGGGAGAGUGAUGCAGCAAGUGUUUUCAGCAUCACUAUAGAUUUGUCCAAAGCCGAGGCUAUAGUUUCAUUUGGAAGACCGAGCAAGCCUGAUCGAGUAUUUCGGCUACGUCCGCGUGACAUCAGGCACUGA